Molecule: messenger RNA, 1336 nt
Organism: Mytilus californianus (California mussel)
Lineage: Eukaryota; Metazoa; Mollusca; Bivalvia; Mytilida; Mytilidae
Product: APGW-amide-related neuropeptide
Exons: 3
Coding region: 454-1044 (196 amino acids)
Source: RefSeq, a predicted model, not a curated record
UGGAGGAGUAUCGGUUGUAACUUUUUAAUUGAACUUGUCAUUACCAGAAAUUAUGAAUUAACCGAGAACCGGAAACAUAAAUUCUGGCCAAACAACUAUUCCUGGCAUUCUGCAACCAGAAAUAUUCCAUCAGAUAUUGCAAUUUUUCAAGAUUGUGAACCCAAGGAAUAAAAACAAUAAAACUUUUAUGUUCUUUUUCUUAAAUUUUCUGGCAUAUUAAUUUUGAUUUUAUCAGACAUUAAUUGAAAUGUUGCGAAGAUAUGAUCUGAUGAAUCUAGUGUAUUGAUCAUACAACGCCUACAGUACAUAGAUAAUUUUACAAGCCUCAUCAUUGGUCUUCGCAACCAUAGCAAAUUAUGGCUAUUCAAAUGACGUGUGAUCUUACUAAACAAUAAAUACAAGCUAGGUUAAGUAUUCUGUCACUUUUGUUUGCUUUGAAGAAAACGGGGAACUAUGGAAACUUUAAAUAUUUUUCUUGUUAUUUUUUCAUUAUUAGGAACAAUUAUUCUAGCUUCGUCUUCCGAUGAGUCGAGUGAAAGAAAGAAAAGAGAUAUAGAUACCAUAGAUGACACAAACACUGACUUUUUAACUGCUGAAAAAAGACGACCGGGUUGGGGGAAAAGAAGUUUUGACGAUGAUAUUUUAAAUAAUUUGGAUAAAAGACGACCAGGCUGGGGGAAAAGAAGUGAUAUGUUGUACGAUUCCGAAGAAAUUGAAAAACGUCGACCUGGUUGGGGUAAAAGGGGCAGUUCAUUAUAUGAUGUAGAAAAACGAAAACCUGGUUGGGGCAAAAGAAACUCAGCUCUUCUUGACGAUCUUAGUUUAUACAACUCAAUAGUAAAACGUCGACCUGGAUGGGGGAAACGGUCUGACACUUUUAAAGUUGAUAUACGACGACCCGGAUGGGGCAAACGAUCACCAGGAUGGGGAAAGCGCUCAGGACCAAAUAUGUGCAUGGAUUUGCAAGAUGAAAUUCUACAGUUAUACAAAUUACUCAAUGAGGCUAAGAAAUUACAUACUGAAUGUGAAGCUCUCAAUAUAUGAUCUAAAAGACAUUCAUCAAAAGGAACAUCGUCGUACGCUAAAUCACAGUCAUGGAUAUUCAUUGGAUCAUUUACACCAUUGAAAUCAACAUUCCACCGUUUUAUUGCCAUGAUCAUUUCUUAGUUGCCACUGUUGACAAUAAUAACAUAAAAUUACCUGAUGGGUAACUUAAAAAUACCAAAAUUUGGUCAACUAUAUUGUUAGACAGUUUGGAUUGACUGCUACCUAUUUUAUGUAAUGGUGUACUUUCAAAAAGUACAACUCAAAAAUAAAAUGUUCUAUAUUAUAAAAA